This is a messenger RNA of Populus euphratica (Euphrates poplar), 3167 nucleotides long. Its product is annotated as probable LRR receptor-like serine/threonine-protein kinase At4g08850. NCBI's taxonomy places the organism in Eukaryota, Viridiplantae, Streptophyta, Magnoliopsida, Malpighiales, Salicaceae. Gene Ontology annotation, molecular function: protein kinase activity; ATP binding; protein binding. The transcript has 2 exons. Bases 1 to 2949 code for a protein of 982 amino acids. Gene Ontology annotation, biological process: protein phosphorylation. The record is from RefSeq and is a predicted model, not a curated record.
AUGGCUUCCCAUAUCUUGCUCAUAUCCAUACCUUCGUUGUUUUGCUCCUUUCUUGCUUAUGCUUCCUUCACUUCUUUUGCUUACUCGGCUACUGGAGCUGAAGUAGCAAAUGGAAGGAAGGAAGCAGAAGCUCUUCUAAAAUGGAAAGUCAGUCUUGACAACCGAAGCCAGUCUCUCCUGUCUUCUUGGGCUGGAGACAGCCCUUGCAACUGGGUUGGAAUCAGUUGCGACAAGUCUGGAAGCGUCACCAACAUAAGUCUUCCUAAUUCUAGUUUGAGAGGUACCCUAAAUAGUCUCAGACUCCCUUCCUUUCCUAACUUGACUGUGAUUAUCCUUCGCAACAACUCGCUCUAUGGGUCCAUCCCUUCACGUAUAGGUAACCUUAUCAAACUUGAUUUGUCUUCAAAUAGCAUUUCUGGCAACAUACCACCAGAGGUUGGAAAAUUAGUAUCUCUUUAUUUGCUUGAUUUUUCAAAAAACAACCUUAGUGGUGUUCUUCCUACGUCCAUAGGAAACUUAAGCAACUUGUCUUUUCUUUACCUUUACGAAAACAAACUCUCUGGUUUCAUACCUAGGGAAGUAGGAAUGCUUGAACAUCUAUCUACCCUUCACUUGUCCAGAAAUAAUUUUGAAGGUCCAAUCCCUACUUCCAUAGGAAACAUGAGAUCUCUCACCAGUUUAUUUUUGUCAUCUAAUAAUCUAACUGGUGCAAUACCUGCAUCUUUAGGAAACUUAGGAAACCUGACUAGUUUAGAUUUGUCAUCUAAUAAUCUAACUGGUACAAUACCAGCAUCUCUAGGCAAUUUAAGAAGCUUAUCUGAACUUCACCUUGCGAAAAACAGUCUUUUUGGUCCUAUUCCUCCAGAAAUGAACAACCUUACACAUUUGUAUUGGUUACAUAUAUAUUCUAAUAGAUUGUCUGGAAAUCUACCACGAGAUGUGUGUCUUGGUGGAUUACUUUCACAUUUUGCUGCUUUGGACAAUUAUUUCACGGGACCUAUCCCGAAAAGCUUGAGAAAUUGCAGCAGCUUGUUGAGACUCAGACUUGAGAGAAACCAACUUAGUGGAAACAUUUCUGAAGCUUUUGGCACACAUCCUCACGUGUACUACAUGGAUUUGAGUGAUAAUGAAUUGCAUGGUGAACUUUCAUUGAAAUGGGAGCAGUUUAACAAUCUGACAACCUUCAAGAUUUCUGGAAACAAGAUUUCUGGAGAAAUACCAGCUGCUCUUGGAAAGGCAACUCAUCUACAAGCUCUUGACCUGUCGUCAAAUCAAUUAGUUGGGAGAAUUCCAAAAGAAUUGGGAAGUUUAAAGUUUAUUGAACUUGAACUCAACGAUAACAAACUAUCAGGUGAUAUUCCUUUCGAUGUCGCAUCGCUAUCUGACCUCGAAAGGCUUGGCCUGGCCGCGAACAAUUUUAGCGCAACAAUUCUUAAACAGCUUGGCAAGUGCUCAAAACUGAUAUUUUUUAAUAUGAGCAAGAAUAGCUUCGCAGGGAUUAUUCCUGCUGAGAUGGGGUCUUUACAGUCUCUUCAAAGUCUUGAUCUUAGCUGGAAUUCCCUGAUGGGAGGUAUAGCACCGGAGCUUGGACAGCUGCAGCGGCUAGAGGUAUUAAACCUCUCCCAUAAUAUGCUGUCUGGUCUCAUUCCAGCCGGUUUUAGUAGACUGCAAGGCCUCACUAAAGUGGAUGUAUCCUUUAACAAGUUAGAGGGUCCCAUUCCUGACAUCAAAGCCUUUCGCGAUGCGCCAUUUGAAGCAAUUCGCAACAACACCAACCUGUGUGGCAAUGCUACCGGUUUGGAGGCUUGUUCUGUUCUCAUGAAAAACAAAACUGUGCACAAGAAGGGCCCCAAAGUUAUCAUUUUGACGGUCUUUUCUCUACUGGGUAGUUUGUUGGGCCUGAUUGUAGGUUUCCUUAUCUUUUUCCAAAGCAGAAGAAAGAAAAGGCUAGUGGAAACACCACGAAGAGAUGUUCUCGUGGGAUGGUGCACUCGUGGGGAUCUGCGCUCCGAGGACAUCAUUGAGGCUACUGAGGAAUUCGACUCCAAAUAUUGCAUUGGUACUGGAGGGUAUGGAGUUGUUUACAAAGCUGUUCUUCCAUCAGAACAAGUCCUUGCCGUGAAGAAAUUCCACCAAACACCAGAAGUUGAGAUGAGCAGCUUGAAAGCUUUUAGAAGCGAGAUUGAUGUCUUAAUGGGUAUACGGCAUCGAAACAUUGUGAAGCUGUAUGGUUUCUGCUCGCAUGCCAAACAUUCAUUUUUGGUAUAUGAAUUUGUGGAAAGGGGAAGUUUAAGAAAGGUACUGAACGACGAGGAACAAGCAGGAAAGAUGGAUUGGGAUAAAAGGAUGAAUCUUAUCAAAGGCGUAGCCAAUGCUUUAUCCUACAUGCACCAUGACUGCUCCCCUCCGAUUAUUCAUAGAGACAUUUCCAGCAACAAUGUUCUUUUGGAUUCAGAAUAUGAGGCUCGUGUCUCUGACUUCGGCACAGCAAGGCUCUUAAUGCCUGACUCAUCCAAUUGGACAUCAUUUGCUGGCACCUUUGGGUACACGGCUCCAGAGUUGGCAUACACAAUGAAAGUGGAUGAAAAAUGUGAUGUGUAUAGCUUUGGAGUAUUAACAUUGGAAGUAAUGAUGGGAAAGCAUCCUGGCGAUUUCAUCUCAUCUCUGAUGUGUUCUGCUUCCACCUCCUCCUCAUCAUCACCAAGCGGUCACAAUACACUCUUGAAGGAUGUUUUAGACCAGCGCCUCCCACCUCCUGAAAACGAGCUUGCGGACGGUGUGGCACAUGUUGCAAAACUGGCGUUUGCUUGCUUGCAGACCGAUCCCCAUUAUCGGCCAACAAUGCGACAAGUUUCUACAGAGCUUACAACUCGUUGGCCACCUUUGCCAAAGCUAUUCUCCACGAUAGAAUUGGAAGAUGAACUGGUUCACAGAAAUGUUAAGGGUUGAAUUUUUACAGUAUACUUUCCUGUCAAGGAGCCAGUAACUCCGGUGGUAAUAGAGUCCCACACCAUUCAAGUGGAGUUAUUAUCUGUCUUGGAUAUUCAGUCCAACGUCUUACAUUUCGUCUGUUUCUUCGCCUACUGCUUGUGUAUAUUAAAUGCAGAAACAAGAAAAAGAGCUUUCCCAUUUCGAACUUAAAUUCGCCAGAUGAAAUAUUUCACAUA